Molecule: messenger RNA, 1053 nt
Organism: Capsella rubella
Lineage: Eukaryota; Viridiplantae; Streptophyta; Magnoliopsida; Brassicales; Brassicaceae
Product: PRA1 family protein B1
Exons: 1
Coding region: 107-736 (209 amino acids)
Biological process (GO): vesicle-mediated transport
Cellular component (GO): endoplasmic reticulum; Golgi apparatus
Source: RefSeq, a predicted model, not a curated record
CUCUGAUUGAGCAGAACUACAGAACUAUUGAUUAUUUUCGUUCAAGCUUACAGAUCGGGAAGCUCAGGGCCAGAUCAGCCGCAUCUAACCUUCACGCGCCACCGCCAUGGCAACUCCACCGACGCUACCUGUCACCAAUCAGCAAGCUGUUCAAUCUCAGCCUCCAAUCAACACACCUGCUUUUCGUACUUUCUUCUCACGCCUCUCCACCUCGAUCCGUGAUGGCUUGUCACAGCGUCGUCCUUGGACGGAGCUAGUCGAUCGGAGUUCCAUGGCUCGUCCUGAAUCUCUCACCGAUGCCUUGUCCCGGAUCAGGAAGAAUCUCGCCUACUUCAAGGUUAACUACGUCGCCAUCGUCUCCCUCGUGCUCGCCUUUUCGCUUUUCUCUCAUCCUCUCUCCCUUCUCGUGCUGCUCGGUCUACUAAGUGGGUGGAUGUUCCUUUACCUCUUCCGGCCAUCAGAUCAGCCAUUGGUCGUCUUCGGUCGCACUUUCUCUGAUCGAGAGACCUUGCUUGCUCUUGUCUUGUCUACGAUCGUCGUCGUGUUUAUGACGAGCGUUGGAUCUCUCUUAACCUCUGCGCUUAUGGUUGGUGUUGCGAUUGUUUGCGUACACGGUGCUUUUGUGGUUCCUGAUGAUCUCUUCUUGGACGAUCAAGAGCCUGCCAAUGCUGGAUUACUCUCAUUCCUUGGAGGUUCUGCUACCUCAGCUGCUGCAGCUGUCUCGGGGAGAGUUUAAGAGCUGGAUUCGAUUCAGAUCUCGUCAACGAAGCAACCUGGAGUUGAGAUGAGUAUUCGUGCCUUUUAAUUACAAUUAUGAUUGGUUACUCCGUACUGAUUUUAGGGAUUUGGUGUUGUUGAUUUGAAUGUAGAUUCGUAACGAAGCUCAGCAUACUUAGAACUACGAAUUUUUGGUUGCAAUAUCUGCUUCGUCUUGUGUUGUUUUUCUAUUUGGUGGCUCGACACUUUUAUGUUCAGAUGUAGAAAACUCAAAGUUGCUCUUUCUCUAUCGUUCUCCUAAUUUGGGAUUCACUGUUAAAUUUUCAUCUCCCUUCA